Messenger RNA from Achroia grisella, 927 nucleotides. RefSeq lists its product as uncharacterized. The coding region runs from base 1 to 927 and encodes 308 amino acids. The transcript has a single exon. The record is from RefSeq and is a predicted model, not a curated record. Lineage: Eukaryota; Metazoa; Arthropoda; Insecta; Lepidoptera; Pyralidae.
AUGAAUAAAGAAUUCCAAGACGCACAAGAAGGCACACAAUAUGGCGCUGUGGAACGCGGAGAGCGCAGUUCCAUUGUCACUUCUGACGAGAAUAUUGACGGACGAGAAUUUUCCCGUGCAAGUCGCGACGGAGCGGAGGUUUAUAAAGUAUCCGUCCGUGUACCACCAUUCUGGCCCGAAGAACCGGAAAUAUGGUUCGCUCAGGUGGAGGGACAAUUUUCAAUUUCCGGCAUUACCAACGACGCUACAAAAUUCAAUUAUGUCAUCAGCCAGUUGGACAAUAAAUAUUCUAGAGAGGUGAAGGAUAUUAUUAUAAGUCCUCCCGCGACGCAGAAAUAUGACAAGCUCAAGGCUGAGCUCAUCAAGAGGCUGACGGCAUCAAAUGAAAAUAAGCUGAAGCAGUUGUUGAUGCAUGAGGAGCUAGGAGAUCGGAAGCCCUCCCAAUUUCUUCGCCAUUUAAAGGGACUGGCUGGUAUCGACGUUCCGGACGACUUCCUAAAGACCAUAUGGAUCAGUCGUCUCCCACAUGGUGUCCAGACGGUGUUAGCGGGACAGCCUGCCACUACUCACGUGGAUGACUUGGCAGAUUUGGCAGACCGGGUAAACGACCUCACUGUAGUGUCGCCCAGGGUAGCUUCUAUGAACCAGGCCUCCUCUAAUACGGAGCUCAGUGACCUUAGAAGGGAAGUCGCGGAGCUUCGUAGGCAAAUGCAGUCGCUGACGACUAAUAGAGGCAUUCCGCAACAGCACCAGCAACGACCAUCUCGACGUACCACGCGCAGUAGAUCUCGGUCAAAAUCGCGGUCACAGUCUAAUUACCGCAAAUUCCCGAUCUGCUGGUACCACAGUAAAUUCGGCGAUAAGGCCAGCCACUGUAUCCACCCCUGUGACUUUAAAAUGGCGGGAAACUCCAUGGGCAGUCGGUAA